GCGUAACUGAAGUACGUAAUCAGCAGCAAACAUAAGAACUGUAAUAUUUAUAUCGGUUGAUGUAAAUUUUGGGGAAGGCACUGAAACUCCGUUUAGGCUCCGUUUGCUGUUUUUUUGUAUCUUUCCUUGCGUCUCACGCAGAACGCCCUCUCAGAGGCUGCCACACCCAGUUUGUGCUUCACAGGCAAAGUUGACUCAUGAAGUGUAAGAAGACACCAGCGGAGUGUUUCUGAGUCCACAAAUACCUGCCGCCGACACGCGCGCACACGGCUAAAGAAGAGCCAACAUGAAGCUUUGUUUGAGGAUUGUGGUGCUGCUUUUCCUGGUUACUGGAACAUUAACACAAGAUUUCAACCUGGGGGAUGCGUUGGAUGAUAAAACACCGACAUCCCAAAAACCGAAAGAGAAGCCAAAGGCAACAGAGCAGCCCAAAAAGGAUGGUGAGCUGGACCUUUUGGAUGCAUUUGGACCAGACGAGCCACAGCCGGAAAAACCCAAGAAACCAAGUUCUGGAGACUCUGAUUUAAAUGGAUUCAAUCUGGGAGACGCUCUCAAUCCAGGACCUACCACUAAACCUGACAAACCUGCUGUCAACCCACCAAAGGGUGGAGGAGGUGGUGGAAAUUUUGAUGAUUCCGACUUGGAUGAUGUAAGCGGUGGAGACUACAAGCCUGAUGGAGGCCGCUCAGGAGGUCGUGCCAUGGAUCCUCAGGGUGGUGCUGAACAGCCUCAAGGGAGUGGUCCGAUUGCAGGAAUCAUCAGUGCCGUAGGCGUUGCCCUGGUGGGAGCAGCGUCCAGUUACUUUGCUUAUCAGAAGAAGAAACUGUGCUUCAAGCUGCAGGGAGGUGCAGAUCCAGAGAGUGGUAAAGGACACCAAGGCACUCAUUCCGAGCCUCAAGUUCUCAGCACCCUGCUCCAGACAAACUAGAUGCCGUCUUUCCUGCUGCCAGAGGACUUCAUUCAACUUCCAGUCAGCCUUGUUGCUGGUGCUUCUGCAGCCUUAAACCAGAACGACAACUGUAGCCCAGCUUGAAGACUAUCCAUUUGCAAACAUCUGAGUGUGUAUCUUCUCUUUGUAUCUUUAACAAAAAUCAGAAUAUCCCAAAGGUGAUUUGAAAGGAGCAUUGUAUUUGUGUUUGUUGGCUGUGUGUAACUACUGUAAAGAUGAAUACUCUGGCACUGUGGUAAUACACACAUUUAUUUUAAAGUAGGUGCAAAUAUUCAUGCAGGUGAUAUUUUUAACAGUAAGUCUGUAAGGUUCCCGUUUAAAACGCUCGUUACUACAAGUAAAUACACACAUAUACUAUUCAGCGUAGUGCACACCUCUGCAGCACACCUCUGCAGCACACCUCUGCAGCACACAGCAAAUCUGCUGUGCGGUGCAAAAUGAACACAUCCAAACACACCAGUGACCCAGUUUGGAGCAGGGUGUGUUCAGGUCACAUGCUAGUCAGCCUGGUCCCUGGAGGUGUUUCAAACUGAAGGAGAGCUUUCAUUAGUUGAGCUGUUGUUUAGGCUCAGUGUAUGACCAAUGAAAAUCAACUGGAAAUGUGUAUUUUAGAGUAAAAGAACCAUGUGUGUGUGGCAUGAUGUAACUGUUUAGUGGCAGUGCACAUUGUUCAGGAGGCCACGCACAUUUCCAGUGAUGGUAAACGACAGCAUGAAGCACAGCUCGUACUGAGCGCAUGGAUAUAAAGCCAGGAGAUGUUUUGUAGUGCUGGUUGCAGUGUGAGCACAUCUGUUCAUGAAACACAAAAAAAUGUACAUUUAUCGAUGCACUCGUUAUAGACAACUCUUAGGAUCUUUGCUAUUAAUGUAACAUACAGCACAAACAUGAGUUUCUUGCUAUCGUGAGCUUGAUUAUAAAAAUUCAUUUUUCUCCGUCUGUCCAAAACCUUUUUAUCGUCUCAACAGUCAGUCUGCUGCUUUGUAGAGGAACACUCAGAGAAUCAGCAGCUCUUUAUCAAGAUAUUAUAUGAUUUAGGCCAAAAGAUUAGAAGUAAUUGUACACAGUGUCCGGAUCAUAAAUACAAUGUCACUAAAAGUUUGAACAUUUAGCAGCUGAAAUUCAUGUGUUUGGUAUAUUUACAUGGGAUGUGUAGAUGUGUCGGCACAUGUUUAGCAAACAGAGGGUUUGUGUUAUGAUUUUCAUGUUUAAAACAAACAUAUAUGAAAAGAAAUGAUGUGAAAGGUUUAAUGAAUCAGUGCCUUAGAAGAGCAGCAACCACAGAUCACUGACACUGGGCAGAUGCAUUUAUGCUCAUCAAGUGUUUGUUUUGGUGUGACACGUUGUGUGGUGUCCCCUAGACUCACACUGGGACAUUAGUCAUAAAUGAACACAUCACAUUACAAUCUGAGGGUUCAUCAGCAGACCCUCAGAUUGUAAUGUGAUGUGCCCUCAUGAACUCUUAUGACGCUAAAAUAUUGAAAUAGUUUGCAUCCCUGUGAGAUGUAGAUAGUUGGGGAGAUGGUGUGUACAGAUGCUUUGAGCUUUUCUCAGUUUGAAAUGUUAGUCUGUUACUAAUUUGUCUGGGUUUACAAACCGAGAUGUUAUCCAGGUUAUUUAGUUUUUUACAUCUGACUUAGAUUAGAGAAAUGUUGCUUUUGUGAGUGGAUUUAAUGUAUGCAAAUGUUUCAAAUAAAAUGAUCUAUGGAUUAUUUGUA
This is a messenger RNA of Oreochromis aureus, 2664 nucleotides long. It is a transcript of the gene cd99, whose product is annotated as CD99 molecule. The coding region runs from base 287 to 928 and encodes 213 amino acids. The transcript is spliced from 13 exons. The record is from RefSeq and is a predicted model, not a curated record. Gene Ontology annotation, biological process: positive regulation of neutrophil extravasation; homotypic cell-cell adhesion; T cell extravasation. Lineage: Eukaryota; Metazoa; Chordata; Actinopteri; Cichliformes; Cichlidae.